AUGAGCGCAGAGGAUGCAGAAAGCUCGCCUGACCUGCCAGCCGCGCCAUCGCCCGCUUUUGCAGCUCACCUCGACCGCUUCCGCCUCGUCUCCCCCACUUCUCGACACCCGACUCCUCCAGCACCUGUCGACUGCACGCAGGACCCAAAGCAGGAGGCAGCGAAAUACACCCCGCGCAAAGCACCCGCCCGCUCACGCCGGCAGUCGACCGGAACUCCUCCUCGUCCGGAUGGAACGAGCACGCACUUCAAGCGGGGGAGCGAAGAUGUCGAUGCGGCGUCGGUAGACGGUCCUUCGCCGCGCAAGAAGAAGAAGAAGUCGGCGAGGCCAUACGCGGACCCCUCGCAGUACGCGGAUCUGGGCGACAAUCCUCUACCGGAUUAUCUGAAGGACGGACUGGAUCUCUUGCUUUGCGGCAUCAACCCGGGCGUCAAGAGUGCACAGUCUGGCUUUCAUUAUGCGAACCCGACGAACCACUUCUGGAGCUGCCUCAGCGAGUCCGGCCUGACCGACCGUCGCCUGCACCCGUCAGAAGGUCCGCUGCUUCCGAACUACGGCAUCGGCUCGACGAAUUUGGUGCAGAGGCCAUCGGCGGAGAUGAGCGAGAUCUCCAAUGACGAGAUGAAGGAGCGCGUACCGUUCUUGCUGCAAAAGGUCGUACGGUGCAAGCCGAGAAUCCUUGCUUUCGUCGGCAUGAAGAUCUGCGAAGUCGUCAUGCGCUACCUGCACAACCUUCCCAAGCCUGAAGUAUCGGUUUCGACCUCGUCUCCAUCCUCCAGUCCCAGCAAAAGCCGGCGCAAGGCUAUGCCGAAGGUCAAAAUCGGCUUACAGGCUGCGACGAUUUCUUAUUCGCCCGACAUCAAGCCAGAAGACCAAGGAACGGACGAGGCGCGGCAGAAGACGUUCAUCUGGUGUCUUCCGUCGACGUCUGCUCGGGUCGUCGAGUAUCAGCUCGUCGACAAGAUCAAGAUCUGGAAACUGCUGAAGGCGGACCUGGACCAGCUCAAGGGUUCCUCGUCACCCUCCCUCGACUGGCCCGAUGGCACUGUCGACUAUCCAGCCGAGUCGCUCUUUCCAGCCAGCAGCGGAACGCUGAAUGCGGGUCCGACGGGCGGAGGCGCGUUCAGAGUGACGCUCGUUAAGAUUGAGGACAUCAAGCCGAGUCUUGCGGAUGAAGUGAUGGUUGUCGCGGACGACUGCCAGGUGGCAAGUGCGAGGGCGGUACAGGAUGAGUAG
Molecule: messenger RNA, 1236 nt
Organism: Rhodotorula toruloides NP11
Lineage: Eukaryota; Fungi; Basidiomycota; Microbotryomycetes; Sporidiobolales; Sporidiobolaceae
Product: TDG/mug DNA glycosylase family protein
Exons: 5
Coding region: 1-1236 (411 amino acids)
Biological process (GO): base-excision repair, AP site formation
Molecular function (GO): mismatch base pair DNA N-glycosylase activity
Source: RefSeq, a predicted model, not a curated record